This is a messenger RNA of Labrus bergylta (ballan wrasse), 2313 nucleotides long. RefSeq lists its product as uncharacterized. NCBI's taxonomy places the organism in Eukaryota, Metazoa, Chordata, Actinopteri, Labriformes, Labridae. The record is from RefSeq and is a predicted model, not a curated record.
GUCCCGCUCUGCGCUGCAGUGACUGUGCGCACAUGAUUAUCGAACAGCUGGAAGGGAAGCAGACCUGUAACACCUGCACGGGAGACGCAACACAGCGCUUCACUUUUCAAUCCCGGGAAGAUCCAGAGAUGAUGCCCCGUCUGCCGGGCGGUGGCAGGACAGCGUGCGUCGGGACGACUGGCACCUUUUUGUCUGCGUGUCUGGUCUCCGCUUGUCAAGCCCUGCGGAGCUGUGGGGAGGUCCAGUGCGGCGAUGGCCAGCAGUGCUGUCCACCCAUCAUCACCGGAAACGGCAGUGCCAGCGCCGCGGUGCGCUGCUGCAAGCUCCCCAUACACGUUUUCUUCGACAACGUAGGCUGGUUCACGCGGAAGCUGUCGGGCAUUCUGAUCCUGUUGCUGCUCUUUGCCAUGGGCUACUUCAUCCAGCGGAUCAUCUGCCCGCGGCCCCGCAGGAACCCCAACAAUGACCGCAGCGAGGAGCCCUCCCUCUUUCACGGGCACGCAUCGGCGUCCCAGGACUCCCUGCUGGACCGCUACCCCGAGUACAGCAUCGGAGACUUUGCGUCACCGAACCUGCCAGCCUACGACGAGGUCAAAUACUUGCCCACGUACGAGGAGAGCAUGCAGGAGAUGCACAGGGACCGCUCCGAUGAUAACUUGCUGUCGGAAAACGAGAGUGGGAGUCGGGGCAGGGGGAGAGCGGCGGGGCCGAGAGCCGGAGAGCAGAGACGGGAAGUCCUGGAGGUGUCAGGACCGCAACACAGCCCAAGGACAUCUCGGAACUCUGUCUGAUGGAAGACAAGAGAUUGGGCAAAGCUACACAGACAAUACAGCAUUCUUAUUUUAAUAUAAUCAGGGUAAUUAUCUUGCAGAGAUAUAAACUCAAGUGCAAUUAUAAUCCUGAGUGUUCAGAAUAAAAGGGGGAGGCUGAGAAAAAAAGUACGUGUUCAGUCAGAUUAUAAGGGAUUACCCGCCUUUUGUAUGCAAAUAACUGCGUGGGUGAAGUAAAGGAGAUUAUAAAAGAAGCGAAGGCGUCUGAAAUGUAUGCUCUUUGUGUUGGGGACAGCUAAUUUGGCUGCGGUACAAUCGCAUUAAGUUUUACUUCAGCACCUCAAUUUUUAAGUGGCACCGUGAAACAGUUAUUCUUCUUUCAGGUCUUGAUGCUAAAUAUUCUGCUGGACUUGAAUGACCUUCUUUUCUUCCAAGUUUCUUCACUGAAUUUGCAUACAAAAGAAGGAAUAUUUAGAUUCAGUCUCUCCUCAGUAACCUGAAAUGUGGCCUGAGUGAAGGGAGGAGUAUCUAUUUUAAUACCUUCAUAGGCUCACUUUUUUUUUUUUUUUUUUUAUCAGCCAGCUUUAGAGCCUGUUAAUUUAAAGCUUAUCACAAACACACUUCAUAGGGAGGGGGGGGCAGACAGGAGUGUGUGUUAUCAGUGACCUGAACCAUGUCUGAUACUGCAAAAAAAAAAAAGUCAAGCCAAAGCAGAUGGGGACAUUUUAUUUAAAAAAGAAAGAAAAAGACGCUCUGAUCCUGGGAGCCCCAUUGCCCGGAGGCUAUGUAUCAGUGUCUCCAGGGUUCUGAAUUUAGGGGGGAAAAAAAACAAUGGCAAAGAUUAAAGCUCCCAUACUGAUUGGGUGGAAACUGCCAAGAGACAAAGUUGUAUUUGGUUGAUAGAAUGUCAGACAAGAUCACACACUACCUGCUGCCCUGAGCAGAUCUAAAAGCUGCACAGCUCAGACAGGGGUGUGACAGUGACAGGAGGCAGACUAUAGGGUCUACUUGUGUGUUAACCAUUUGUGUGAAACUGUACUCUUUUAUUUUCCGAUAACUAACUAGGUAAGAAGGUUUACUUGUGCUGCUGCAAACAAAAUACCAAGCUGACACUGCUCACACCUCAUUCCAUCAGGCUUGGAUUAGAGCUGUAUUUGGUUUUUUUUAUGUGUCCAUUAAAAUGCCUCACUGUGCUAAAUUAUAUUUAAAAAAAUGUCUUUACACAUUACUUUGGCAUUAAAUGGGCACGUUGUAAAGAAUCACACUUUUGAAAUACUCUCUCCAGACAAGGCAUGAAGAAAUGUAGCAGGCCGAGGAGAAGACAAAAAAAAUAAACACCACACAAGAAGAAUUUCCAUUAGGGCUGUAAUGCAAUGUUUACUCUUACUAACAAAUGGCCUGCAGAUUAUCAUCAAGAUUAUCUUAACGACUGGUCAAUAAAAUGAGAUUGAUUUGUGUCAGCACAGGUCCCCAGAGACUGAGAUGAAAUCUUAAGGCUGCUUGUUGUGUUUAACCAACAAAAUGGUACUUAGAGAACCCUGAA